Closterium sp. NIES-65 is the source of this 3951-nucleotide messenger RNA. The record is from the annotation of a GenBank genome assembly. Lineage: Eukaryota; Viridiplantae; Streptophyta; Zygnematophyceae; Desmidiales; Closteriaceae.
AUGUACUUGCCCCCCUUCCCCCUCCUCCCUCUGCUGGUCAGGGCCAAGGCUUUCGACCUUGACCUGGCCCCAUUCUCCCGCUUUCCAUCACCCCGCCCCAUUCUCCCGCUUUCCAUCACCCCGCCCCAUUCUCCCGCUUUCUAUCACCCCGCUCCAUUCUCCCGCUUUCCAUCAACCCGCCCCAUUCUCCCGCCUUCUAUCACCCCGCCCCAUUCUCCCUCUUUCCUUCACCCCGCCCCAUUCUACCGCAUCCCAUCACCCCGUCCCAUUCUCCCUCUUCCCAUCACCCCGCCCCAUUCUCCCGCUUUCGAUCACCCCACCCCAUUCUCCCGCUUUUUAUCACCCCGCCCCAUUCUCCCGCUUUCCAUCACCCCGCCCCAUUCCCCGGCUUCCCAUCACCCUGCCCCAUUCUCCCUCUUCCCAUCACCCUGCCCCAUUCUCCCGCUUUCCAUCACCCCGCCCCAUUCUCCCGCUUUCCAUCACCGCGCCCCAUUCUCCCCCAUCACCCCACCCCAUUCUCCUGCUUUCCAUCACCCCGCCCCAUUCUACCUCUUUCCAUCACCCUGCCCCUUUCUCCCGCUUUCCAUCACCCCGCCCCAUUCUCCCGCUUUCCAUCACCCCGCCCCAUUCUCCCUCUUUCCAUCAUCCCGGCCCAUUCUCUCGCUUUCCAUCACCCCGCCCCAUUCUCCCUCUUUCCAACACCCCGCCUUAUUCUCCCUCUUUCCAUCACCCCGCCCCAUUCUCCCGCUUUCCAUCACCCCGCCCCAUUCUCCCGCUUUCUAUCACCCCGCUCCAUUCUCCCGCUUUCCAUCACCUCGCCCCAUUCUCCCGCUUUCCAUUACCCCGCCCUAUUCUCCCGCUUUCCAUCAACCCGCCCAUUCUCCUGCUUUCCAUCACCCCGCACCGUUCUCCCGCUUUCCAUCACCCCGCCCCAUUCUCCCGCUUUCCAUCACCCCGCCCCAUUCUCCCUCUUUCCAUCACCCCGCCCCAUUCUCCCUCUUUCCUUCACCCCGCCCCAUUCUCCCGCUUCCCAUCACCCCGCCCCGUUCUCCCUCUUCCCAUCACCCCGCCCCAUUCUCCCGCUUUCGAUCACCCCGCCCAAUUCUCCCGCUUUCCAUCACCCCGCCCUAUUCUCUCGCUUUCCUUCACCCCGCCCCAUUCCCCCGCUUCCCAUCACCCCAGCCCAUUCGCCCUCUUCCCAUCACCCCGCCUCAUUCUCCCGCUUUCCAUCACCCCGCCCCAUUCUCCCGCUUUCCAUCACCCCGCCCCAUUCUCCCUCUUUCCAUCACCCCACCCCAUUCUCCUGCUUUCCAUCACCCCGCCCCAUUCUCCCUCUUUCCAUCACCCCGCCCCAUUCUCCCGCUUUCCAUCACCCCGCCCCAUUCUCCCGCUUUCCAUCAUCCCGCCCCAUUCUCCCGCUUUCCAUCACCCCGCCCCAUUCUCCCGCUUUCCAUCACCCCGCCCCGUUCUCCCGCUUUCCAUCACCCCGCCCCAUUCUCCCGCUUUCCAUCACCCCGCCCCAUUCUCCCACUUUCCAUCAUCCCGCCCCGUUCUCCUGCUUUCCAUCACCCCGCCCCAUUCUCCCUCUUUCCGUCACCCCACCCCAUUCUCCUGCUUUCCAUCACCCCGCCCCAUUCUUCCGCUUUCCAUCACCCCCCCCAUUCUCCCGCUUUCCAUCACCUCGCCCCAUUCUCCUGCUUUACAUCACCCCGCCCCAUUCUUUCGCUUUCCAUCACCCCGCCCCAUUCUCCCGCUUUCCAUCACCCUGCCCCAUUCACCCGCUUUCCAUCACCCGCCCCAUUCUCCUGCUUUCCAUCACCCCGCCCCAUUCUCCUGCUUUCCAUCACCCCGCUCCAUUCUCCCGCCUUCCAUCAUCCCGCCCCAUUCUCCCGCUUUCCAUCACCCCGCCCCAUUCUCCCGCUUUCCAUCACUCCGCCCCGUUCUCCCGCUUUCCAUCACCCCGACACAUUCUCCCACUUUCCAUCACCCCGCCCCAUUCUCCCUCCUUCCAUCACCCCGCCUCAUUCUCCCUCAUUCCAUCACCCCGCCCCAUUCUCCCGCUUUCCAUCACCCCGCCCCAUUCUCCCGCUUCCCAUAACCCCACCCCAUUCUCCUGCUUUCCAUCACCACGCCACAUUUUCCCACUUUCCAUCACCCCGCCCCCUUCUCUCUCCUUCCAUCACUCCGCCCCAUUCUCCCUCCUUCCAUCACCCCGCCCCAUUCUCCCGCUUUCCAUCAGCCCGCCCCAUUCUCCCACUUUCCAUCACCCCGCCCCCCCAUUCUCCCGCUUUCCAUCAUCCCGCCCCAUUUUUUCGCUUUCCAUCACCCCGCCCCAUUCUCCCGCUUUCCAUCACCCUGCCCCAAUCUCCCGCUUUCCAUCACCCCGCCCCAUUCUCCCUCCUUCCAUCACCCCGCCCUAUUCCCCCGCUUUCCAUCACCCUGCCCCAAUCUCCCGCUUUCCAUCACCCCACCCCAUUCUCCCUCCUUCCAUCACCCCGCCCCAUUCUCCCGCUUUCCAUUACCCCGCCCCAUUCUCCCGCUUUCCAUCACCCAGCCCCAUUCUCCCGCUUUCCAUCAACCCGCCCCAUUCUUCCGCUUUCCAUCACCCCGCCCCAUUCUCCCGCUUUCCAUCACCCCACCCCAUUCUCCCUCCGUCUAUCACCCCGCCCCAUUCUCCCGCUUUCCAUCACCCCGCCCCAUUCUCCCUCCUUCCAUCACCCCGCCCCAUUCUCCCUCCUUCCAUCACCCUGCCCCAUUCUCCCGCUUUCCAUCACCCUGCCUUGUUCUCCCGCUUCCCAUAACCCCACCCCCUUCUCCCGCUUUCCAUCACCCCGCCACAUUCUCCCGCUUUCUAUCACCCCGUCCCAUUCUCCCUCCUUCCAUCAUCCCGCCCCAUUCUCCCGCUUUCCAUCACCCCGCCCCAUUCUCCCGAUUUCCAUCACCCCCCCCCAUUCUCCCGCUUUCCAUCACCCCGCUCCAUUCUCCCGCUUUCCAUCACCCCGGCCCAUUCUCCCGCUUUCCAUCAUCCCGCCCCAUUCUCCCUCCUUCCAUCACCCCGCCCCAUUCUCCCUCCUUCCAUCACCCCGCCCCAUUCUCCCGCUUUCCAUCACCCCGCCCCAUUCUCCCGCUUCCCAUAACCCCGCCCCAUUCUCCCGUUUUCCAUCACCCCGCCACAUUCUCCCACUUUCCAUCACCCCGCCCCCUUCUCUCUCCUUCCAUCACCCCGCCCCAUUCUCCCUCCUUCCAUCACCCCGCCCCAUUCUCCCGCUUUCCAUCAGCCCGCCCCAUUCUCCCGCUUUCCAUCACCCCUCCCCUUUCUCCCGCUUUCCAUCUCCCCGCCCCAUUCUCCCGCUUUCCAUCACCCCGCCCCAUUCUCCCGCUUUCCCUCACCCCGCCCCAUUCUCCCGCUUUCCAUCACUCCGCCCCAUUCUCCCGCUUUCCAUCACCCCGACCCAUUCUCCCACUUUCCAUCACCCCGCCCCAUUCUCCCUUCUUCCAUCACCCCGCCUCAUUCUCCCUCCUUCCAUCACCCCGCCCAAUUCUCCCGUUUUUCCAUCACCCCCGCCCCAUUCUCCCGCUUUUCAUCACUUAGCCCCAUUCUCCCGCUUUCCAUCACCCCGCCCCAUUUUUCCUCUUUCCAUCACCCCGCCCCAUUCUCCCGCUUUCCAUCACCCUGCCCCAAUCUCCCGCUUUCCAUCACCCCGCCCCAUUCUCCCUCCUUCCAUCACCCCGCCCCAUUCUCCCGCUUUCCAUCACUCCGCCCCAUUCUCCCGCUUUCCAUCACCCAGCCCCAUUCUCCCGCUUUCCAUCACCCCGCACCAUUCUCCCGCUUUCCAUCACCCCGCCCCAUUCUCCCGCUUUCCAUCACCCCGCCCCAUUCUCCCUCCUUCCAUCACCCCGCCCCAUUCUCCCGCUUUCCAUCACCCCGCCCCACUCUCCCGCUGCCCAUAA